This is a messenger RNA of Vicugna pacos (alpaca), 2064 nucleotides long. It is a transcript of the gene FGF13, whose product is annotated as fibroblast growth factor 13. Gene Ontology annotation, molecular function: growth factor activity. Lineage: Eukaryota; Metazoa; Chordata; Mammalia; Artiodactyla; Camelidae. The record is from RefSeq and is a predicted model, not a curated record.
ACCCGGCGAGGGGCCGCGAAAGAAGCGGUGGUGGUGGGCGUCGUGGCCAUGGCGGCGGCUAUCGCCAGCUCGCUCAUCCGGCAGAAGCGACAAGCCCGCGAGCGCGAGAAAUCGAACGCCUGCAAGUGUGUCAGCAGCCCCAGCAAAGGCAAGACCAGCUGCGACAAAAACAAGUUAAACGUCUUUUCCCGGGUCAAACUAUUCGGCUCCAAGAAGAGGCGCAGAAGGAGACCAGAGCCUCAGCUGAAGGGUAUAGUUACUAAACUAUACAGCAGACAAGGCUACCACUUGCAGCUGCAGGCAGAUGGAACCAUCGAUGGCACGAAAGAUGAGGACAGCACUUACACUCUGUUUAACCUCAUCCCUGUGGGUCUUCGAGUGGUGGCUAUUCAGGGAGUUCAAACCAAGCUGUAUUUGGCCAUGAACAGCGAGGGAUACCUGUACACCUCGGAACAUUUCACACCUGAGUGCAAAUUCAAAGAAUCGGUGUUUGAAAAUUAUUACGUGACAUAUUCAUCGAUGAUGUACCGUCAGCAGCAGUCAGGCCGAGGGUGGUAUCUGGGUCUGAACAAAGAAGGAGAGAUCAUGAAAGGAAACCAUGUGAAGAAGAACAAGCCUGCAGCCCACUUUCUGCCCAAACCACUGAAAGUGGCCAUGUACAAGGAGCCGUCGCUGCACGAUCUCACGGAGCUCUCCCGAUCUGGAAGCGGGACCCCAACCAAGAGCAGAAGCGUCUCCGGCGUGCUGAACGGAGGCAAAUCCAUGAGCCACAAUGAAUCAACGUAGCCAGUGAGGGCAAAACAAGGGCUCUGUAACAGAACCUUACCUCCAGGUGCUGUUGACUCCUUCUAGCAGUCCUUCACCCCAAAGUUCAAAUUUGUCGAUGACGUUUACCAAACAAACAGGCAGAUUCACUAUUCUAUCUGCCGUUAAACCUUCUUCUCAUAAAGCCCCAUAAUUUAGAUUGAGCUUGUGCAAAAAAAAAAAAAAAUGCCAAGCAUUAUCAAGUGAACUAAGUCUGGGGGAAGGACUGCUCAAUUUUCUCAUGCUCUCACCUAUGCUUUGGGGAAGACGAACCAAAAACAGUUCACAGCACUAAUGCUGAUAAAAAUUUGCUCUCCAACCAAGAAAAUUUAAAAGACCACUCUGUUCUUCAAAAAUAAACAAGCAAACAAACAAAAAAACUAAACAGAACAAAAUUAACUGCUUAAAUGUUUUGUAGGGGCAAACAAAAUUAUGUGAACUGUGUUGUUUUCUUGGCUUAAUGUUUUCUAUCUAUGCUUGACUCAAACGUAUUCUUUACUUUGGUAUAGCGCAACUUUAUGAUUUCUGAAAUUCAAUGGUUCUAUUGACUCUGCGUCUCUUAAUCCAACUCAACCAAAUUCAGGGUUGAAGCUGAAUUGGCAUCUCAGGCUCAAGGUAACAGUGUUCUUGUGAUUUUACCGAUUUUUUUUUUCUUGUAGAUUUGUAGUAUUCUGGUCAAGUUCUUGUGCUGUACUUUGUGCGUAGAAAUGGAGUUGUGUUGUCAACCCCCGUCGGUAAAGAUUCCUUAAAAUAAAAUCAUCCUCAAGUGUAGAUUUCUCUUAAUUCCAUUUGUGUUAUCAUGUUAAACUAUUGUUGUGGCUUCUUGUGUAACGACAGGAACUGUGGAACUGUGUUGUCUUUCGUGUUGUUAAAAUAAGAGACGUCUUACCUGUAUAUGUAAGAGUUCUCCUGUCAUUGUACUUGGCACGUGAAUAUUGUGUACAAGGAAAUGUUAAGACUGGUUACCCCUAAACAACAUAUACUUAUACCUGCUUCUGGAAAAGUGUUUAAGACUUAGCUAGGUUUCCAUUUAGAUCUUCAUAUCUGUUGCAUGGAAGAAAGUUGGAAUCUUGGCAUAGAGUUGCAUGAUAUGUAAGAUUUUGUGCAUUAAUAAUUGUUAAAAUCUGUGUUCCAAAAGUGGACAUAGCAUGUACAGGCAGUUUUCUGUCCUGUGCACAAAAAAGUAAAAAAAAAAGUUGUUUAAUAUUUGUUGUUGUAUACCCAGAUACGCACCGAAUAAACUCUUUAUAUUCAUUCAAA